UUGACAGACAGUUCGUUCGAGAUCUUAAUAGUGAUCACUUGGCUCAUCUUAGGGUUCCAGUUUGGCUUUUGGUUACCAGGACUUUCCUUCCAGACGAUCUUUUGAGUUUCCUUAGUGAGCCAAUUCAUUUGCUCGCUAUUCAUUUUGGUUUGUUUUUAGUUUCUUACACACCACUGUUAUAUGUUUACUAGGGCAUAAUAGGAGGUUGUUUUGUUUUAUGUUUUAAAUUAGGAGUGGUUUAGAUAAUUUUAUAGCAACCUUCACAUCUAAUUACGUUAUCCAAACAAUAUAUACAGCUAAAUGUUAUUAUUCGAUAAACAUCAACUUAUCUCAUAAAUUCUAUAACUGGUUAUUAAUAAUUAUUUAUUUCUUUCUCCAGUAACUAUAGAAGAGGACAUUAUAAUAAUAACUACAAUAACAACAACGACAGUACAAAUUACAGAGGAUACAGAGACUAUAAUCGAAACUGGGAUUUUAAUAAUCCACACUAUAGACCCAAUAAAUAUCAGAAUUACAACAAUAAACCAUAUGACAAUGACAUUGAAUUAUAUCAUAACAAAGCCUGUUAUUCUAAAAAUACGGAACCACAUGUACAACAUUCUUUAGAGUCUCCGAUAGAAACUGAAGUGAUAAGUGAUAAAGAAACAUUCACUGAUAUGGAAGAAACAACAUAUGAUUUUGUGGUUGUAAGUGAUUCCGAGGAUAACAUAGUACAAUCGAGCGUGGAAUCUAUCUCUCUAUGUAGUAAACAAAAUAAAAAUGAUAUAGAUUCAGUUAAACUGGACUUUUGUGGUAUUAAAGCCUUUGAUAAGGAGAAUCAAAUACUACAGCAAAGCAAGCAACAAUCUCGUGAAUUAGAUACUUGUAAGCAUAAUGAAGAAAUUGUAGUGGAUUCCACUGAAAAUAUUGUAACGGGGAAAAAUACUUCACUCUGCGUUUCAAGUUCCCAAGAUUUAUGCAUCUCAAAUAAGCAUGCUGAAGAGGAUCAUCAACCAGAUAGUACCACAAAUGAGAAAGUCCAAUUAACAACACCCCAUCUCGAAGUAAGUGUACUAAUGUCAUCUGAUGCUAUUAAGGCUCUUGAUAAAGAAUUGGAGAAUAUGAAAACUUAUCCACAUAAUAAAAAGGAUCAUGUUGAAGUGGCAGUAGUUUGCGUUGAUUCUGAAAUUGCAAAUACACUGAAAAACAUGGAUGCUAAAAGAAAAGGAAAACCGUUUAGGAGUAAAUCUUGUUUAAAAUUAGCCCGAGUUGAAAAAUUAAAGAAAAAACGAUCGAAAUCUUUGUCGGAUUCAGUUUCCACCGAUAUCCAAAAUUCUAAAAGUAAAUUUCGGAACACAACCACAUUAAAUUCAAGAUAUAAUAAAAAGUCAACCACACAACAGCCAAAACGAAGAAGCAACGUAAAAAAACAUCAUGGAAAAUCAAACAAUGACUUCACCAUAUACAAUAAACCACAUUUAAUUGAUUUACCAGAUGACCCAACAAAAAUUUACGCAACAUUGUCUUCAAAUGAUCCAAGAAGUAAUUACAAAAAUAAAGUUAUUUCCAAUCCAAAUACCAUUAGUAAUAAGCGACGAAAGACGGAAGACCAUCAGAAUUAUCAUUCAAAAAUUUGUGCUUUAAAAGUUGGAAAAGAAGAAACUCGGAAAACAUUAAGUUUGUCUGACAUGAAACGGAUAGGAAAACGAAGACGUAAAACAGAACCUUCGUUUUCCACUAAUAAAAACAGUAAAAUACAUUUCGCGAAGGAAACAUCCGAAAGAGUAAUGAUUGAUCACAUUAAACCGUUUUCUAUAAAAACUCCAGUGAAACAUACAGCAAAAUUAGUGCGUCAGUAUUUAAUACAUCCAAAAAAAUACUACCAAAGAGCAAUAAUUUUAGAACCUGUUAAUGUACAAAGCGAGCCUAAAAUAAUUAAAACAACACCGGACAUUGAAGAGCUUAUAACAAAAUUCGCAGAAUAUCUUACGCUGUUUUGUUUAACAACUAAAAGCAUAAAAUUAAUGUCUACGUUAAAUGGCGAAGAUCACACAUUAUUAAGCUACCUGGAAGGGGUGAAAGAAACAUUUAGAAAUAGUUGCAAGCUUAUUCCAUAUUCAAAUAUCGAUAUCAAAGAACUCAUUACGAAAGUGUAUAAAAAAAUUAUUUUGGCGAGUAUUGGUUGUUCACACCUGGACAUUACAUCUGCAUUAAAAAUUACUUUUGGUGAUGUCGCUUAUGGAUUAGGUAAAGAAAUUAUUCGCUUAGUAAAGGAUAACUCCAAGUCUAUUUUUAUUAAGCAUGAAAUGAUUGAUGAUGAUUGUGUAAUAAUUGAUGUUAAAAAUGAAGUCGAAGCUCGUUCUACUACAUCUACUUCGCCAAAUAUAACCCAAUCACAAAACCAAACUGAAAAAUCCAACCACCAAAUGAAUAUGCCGAUUCCAGUUCAUACAAACACAACAAAUAAUAGAAAUCCAGAUAGAGUUUCUAAUUUAAACAAUGUGUUAACAUCAAAUCCCAAACUUGUUCAGAUGCUUACUUCAAAUAAUGAAUACUCAAGUUAUUCUGGAUUACAACAACUUCAAACAGCACAUUUUGAAUAUGCUAAUCAACCCAUUAAUAACAACCAGCAAACUGUGAAUGGAACUAUAAAUCAACAUAUAGCGCUUAAUCGAACUGUUCUUCAACAACAACCGCUUCAACAGCAAGUAUAUCAGCAAGUACCUUAUCAUUCUUCUGAAUGUCAACCUCAACGUAUCAAUGAAAUGGUUUAUCAACCUCAUACACCUAGAAACGUAUACAACCAACAAUUAGCAGCUUCCUCUCAAAACCAAAGCGUAACCCAAACAAAUCCAUUCAGAAUGUCUGGUGGUAUUGCUGUAAGAAAGGAUUUAUUAGCGUCUAAUUCGAACCAACCUCAUCAUUCAAAUAGUACUGCUCUGCAAAUAUCUAAUAAAACUGGUCAGAUGCAGUGGAGUGCUCCAUCGGUAAGUAUAAAAUAAAACUAACUUAAAAUGAUGUACUAUGCCACUACAUACAAAAUUAUAUGGCAGUUCAGCUUACCCCCUUU
Molecule: messenger RNA, 3049 nt
Organism: Onthophagus taurus
Lineage: Eukaryota; Metazoa; Arthropoda; Insecta; Coleoptera; Scarabaeidae
Source: RefSeq, a predicted model, not a curated record